UCCCGCUAACACUUUCAUGUAUAAAUAAUUUACACUCUUGUGUAACAAAUAUUAAUUUCAUGUAGUUUCAGAAUGAAUUUAGUGCAUUCUAUUGUGGAACGUGAGAAAGGAUCUGUAUUAAUACGUGAUUAUGAUGUUGCUUUAUAUCGUUUGAAAUGUUACGAAGAUGAUGUAUAUCGUGGUAUAACACCAAACAUAAAUGCAUUAGAUUUUAAUCCCGAACCACCAGUUUUUGCUUGUCGAUUUUGCACUACAGAGGGAUACGAACAAAUAAUUGCUUUAGCAAAUGAAGAUGGAAAAAUUGCAUUACAAGAUACAAAUAUCAAAAGUAUGUCAAAUCAACCAUUGGAAGGAACACAGGCACAUUGUAAUGCAAUAUUUGAUAUUGCUUGGAUGCCAGGAGAAUUAAAAUUAGUUACAGCAUCUGGGGAUCAUACUGCUAGACUAUGGGAUGUAUCUGGUUCUGAAAUAAGACAAAUUGAUUAUUUUCAUGCUCAUACAAGAAGUGUUAAGACUGCAGUGUUUCGUUACCAAGACCAAGCUGUAUUUGCAACCGGAGCUAGAGAUGGAUCUAUAAUGGUUUGGGAUAUUAGAGCUAAUCAUUAUGAAAGACCUAAACCAGAUAAUUGUAUUGCCAAUGCACAUAAUGUUGGAACUAUAAACAAUAUGCGGCAACGUAGAGCAAUCUGUCAUGCAUCCCGAGCACAAAGCAUUACUGGUUUGGCAUUUCAAGAUGAUUUUACUUUACUUUCAUGUGCUGCUGGAGAUGGUUUGAUAAAAGUUUGGGAUUUACGUAAAAACUAUACUGUUCAUAAAAAAGAUCCCUUGGCCAAACAUACAAUGAAUUACACUGGACAUAGUACAAGGAAUGGAUUUUCAUCAUUAUUAAUAUGUCCUGCAAGAAUUACAUUAUAUGCAAGUUGCAUGGAUAAUAUUAUAUAUGCAUAUAAUAUAUCAUCUUAUAAUUCAAAACCAAUUGCGGAAUUCUAUGGGCAUCAAAAUCGUACAUAUUAUGUUAAGACAUGUUUAAGUCCUGAUGGACGUUAUAUUGCCAGUGGUUCCAGUGAUGAACUUGCAUAUAUUUGGCGUACAAAUAAACCAGGAGCCCCAGUUGUACAACUCUCCGGACAUACAGAAGAAGUUACUUGCAUUGCCUGGUGUAACGUUGGAGAAACAAAAAUAGUAACAUGUUCUGACGAUUCAUGUCACCGAAUUUGGAGAGUUGGUUAUGAACAUAAACUAGAUAAUGAAGAAAUACAAAUACGUGGUCGCGCAGAAGCGAUUUUUAAUAAGAAUCCGUUAGAAAAUCUAAAACUCGAAACUACACCUACAGUUACGCGGCGUUGGGUUUCAUCUCAAGAACACACUCCGGGGUCUGAUACAACACCUAAUGCUACACCUGGACCAAGCUCAUCAGAUGCUUACAAUCAAAUAGAAGAUAAUCAAAAUCAAUGCAAUAAUAUUGCGUCAAUGAAAAGAAGUUAUUCCCGAAUGAUGUGUGGAUCAUGGUCUGAUGGAAAAGUUAAAUCAGUUUUAUCUCCUAUACAAGAAAAUCUUACAUUCGUUACAAAACGUGUCCAUUUAGAAAAUCGUGGUGCACGGAGAUUAUUUAGUUCAUGUAAUGAUAAUAGUUUAUUAUUGAACAGAGGUUACGAAUCUGAUGAACCAAGUACAAGUUCAUCCAAUAUAGAAAAUAAAAGUAGUGAAAUUCGUUUUUCACCUACAUUAAAUCUUCCAAAUUUUGUAAUUGACGGUACAGCGCCACAUUUACUUCAAUUAUCUCCAGAGAAAUACAAAGAAAAUGUUGAUUGGUUAACAAGAAUACGAAAAGAAAAGUAUGAACAAAAAGUGAGGAAAACAGUGUCAGAAAAAUUGACUAGCCCAGUUUCUUACAUAACGUUUGCUAGGAGAAAUACUAGAUCACGAUCGACAGAACCGCAGAAAAUAUCUAAAGUACCAAGAAGUCCAGCUCUCUCUUUAUUAAAUUUUUUUAAAAUUACUGGAAAGGACUGUGAAACAAAUAUAUGUUGUGAUGAUGCUAAUGUAAUACCUUCCACAAAAUCUUAGAA
Messenger RNA from Eufriesea mexicana, 2069 nucleotides. It is a transcript of the gene l(2)dtl, whose product is annotated as WD40 domain-containing protein denticleless. Gene Ontology annotation, cellular component: nucleus. Gene Ontology annotation, molecular function: protein binding; protein-macromolecule adaptor activity. The coding region runs from base 73 to 2067 and encodes 664 amino acids. The record is from RefSeq and is a predicted model, not a curated record. Gene Ontology annotation, biological process: mitotic G2 DNA damage checkpoint signaling; proteasome-mediated ubiquitin-dependent protein catabolic process. NCBI's taxonomy places the organism in Eukaryota, Metazoa, Arthropoda, Insecta, Hymenoptera, Apidae. The transcript is spliced from 8 exons.